AUGUUUUCUCCAGCUCUUCAGGUAAAGGCACCACAGCUGGUGCUGGAGAAACAAACAGUCGGUCUGAUCUGUGAAACCACAUGCAGUCUGACAGAUGCAUUCAUCUGGUACAAAAAUGGAGAGGCUUUAAAGAUCCACAGCAAAACACUCCAGCUUCAGUCAGAGCGCAGUGAUUCUGGCCGUUACAGCUGCGCCGUCAGAGGACAUGAACACCUGCCCUCUCCUGCUGUCAGCAUCACGCUCAUAUCUCUUCAGGUAAAGGCACCACAGCUGGUGCUGGAGAAACAAACAGUCGGUCUGACCUGUGAAACCACAUGCAAUCUGACAGACGCAUUCAUCUGGUACAAAAAUGGAGAGGCUUUAAAGAUCCACAGCAAAACACUCCAGCUUCAGUCAGAGCGCAGUGAUUCUGGCCGUUACAGCUGCGCCGUCAGAGGACAUGAACACCUGCCCUCUCCUGCUGUCAGCAUCACUGUCGUGUAUCCCCCACAAAGUACCUCAGUGUCCAUCAGUCCAUCUGGUGAAAUAGUGGAGAGAGAUUCAGUGACUCUGAGCUGCAGCAGUGAUUCAAACCCUCCUGCAGAAAUCAGCUGGUUUAAAGAAGAUACAUUUCUGAAAUAUGGUGACACCUACAGCAUCACUGACAUUAAGUCUGAGGAUAGUGGAAACUAUUAUUGCUCUGCAAGAAAUAAACACGGAUCUCAGGCCUCUGCUGCUGUGACUGUGAAUGUCAUGUAUCCUCCACAGAACGUCUCAGUGUCCAGAAAUGGAUCUGGUGAAAUAGUGGAGGGAGAUUCAGUGGCUCUGAGCUGCAGCAGUGAUUCAAACCCUCCUGCAGAAAUCAGCUGGUUUAAAGAAGAUACAUUACUGGGAUCUGGUGACACCUACAGCAUCACUGACAUUAAGUCUGAGGAUAGUGGAAACUAUUAUUGCUCUGCAAGAAAUAAACACGGAUCUCAGGCCUCUGCUGCUGUGACUACGUCUGCAGGAAAGGCCUCUGAAUCCGGAGAUGCCGAAAAUGCUUCUGUCCAAGAUGGCAGAGAUACAGACACAAAGAAACCUGAAGAGGAGGAGAUUGAGUACGCCAGCAUUACAAUUCACCAUCCUGCUUCUGAAGCCAAGUGA
Molecule: messenger RNA, 1125 nt
Organism: Sinocyclocheilus rhinocerous
Lineage: Eukaryota; Metazoa; Chordata; Actinopteri; Cypriniformes; Cyprinidae
Product: B-cell receptor CD22-like
Exons: 5
Coding region: 1-1125 (374 amino acids)
Source: RefSeq, a predicted model, not a curated record